Messenger RNA from Fusarium poae, 417 nucleotides. RefSeq lists its product as uncharacterized. Bases 1 to 417 code for a protein of 138 amino acids. The transcript is spliced from 2 exons. Lineage: Eukaryota; Fungi; Ascomycota; Sordariomycetes; Hypocreales; Nectriaceae. The record is from RefSeq and is a predicted model, not a curated record.
AUGUCCUCUUUCGCUACAGUAAAAGACAUCGAUCACCUCGUCCUAACCUGCCACGACAUCCAAGCCACUAUAACAUGGUACACAAAGUACCUUGGCAUGAAAUCCGAAACAUUUGGCACCGAAGCAGCGCCUCGUCACGCUCUAAAGUUUGGCACGCACAAGAUCAACCUUCACCAGCGCGGUAAAGAAUUUGAACCAAAGGCUAGAACGGCUUUGCCAGGAACUGCUGAUUUGUGCUUUAUUCUUGAGGAGGGAACUGAUUUGCAAGAAUUGAUCACCGGUUUUGAGAAGGAGGGAAUUAAAGUCCUUGAGGGGGGAGAGGUUGUCCCCAGAACUGGUGCUAUGGGGGGAAUCAGGAGUAUUUAUGUUCGUGAUCCGGAUGGAAACUUGAUUGAGUUGUCUUACUACUCCUCUUGA